Messenger RNA from Diprion similis, 4196 nucleotides. It is a transcript of the gene HnRNP-K, whose product is annotated as heterogeneous nuclear ribonucleoprotein K homolog. The transcript is spliced from 14 exons. Gene Ontology annotation, biological process: regulation of transcription by RNA polymerase II; regulation of mRNA splicing, via spliceosome. Bases 255 to 1691 code for a protein of 478 amino acids. The record is from RefSeq and is a predicted model, not a curated record. NCBI's taxonomy places the organism in Eukaryota, Metazoa, Arthropoda, Insecta, Hymenoptera, Diprionidae. Gene Ontology annotation, molecular function: mRNA binding. Gene Ontology annotation, cellular component: nucleus; cytoplasm.
UCGGUAGAUGUCGACACAAGGAGCUCGAGUUUCGUGCCGCAUUUGCGGCUCGCCAUUGUGCCGAGAUUGCCGACGUUCGUGUGUGAGUGAAAAAUUGAUCCGGUUUAUUGAUUCCCCGGCUGUCCAACCGCAAGGAAACCAAAGUCAACCCACCAGGCAGAGCUUUUAAUUAAGCUCUCGUCGCAGAUACCACGGACGCAGAAGUAGGAUAUCUGCAGGAAGGUCAGAUCUACUCUCACAUCAUUACUGGAAUAAUGAAACGCGAGGCUGACGGCGGAGCCAUGACAGGCGGCGGGGGCGGCGGAGGCGGUGGAGGCGGUCCAACCAGCCCCCAUAAACGAUACCGUCAAGGCGACGACGAACUCCGUCUUCUGAUACCCAGCAAGGUUGCUGGUUCCAUAAUCGGCAAGGGCGGUCAGAACAUCACAAAACUUAGAAGCCAGUACAAAGCCUCAAUCAUUGUACCCGACUGUCCCGGACCUGAACGAAUUCUGACGAUCAGCUCGGACUUGGACACUGUAUUGCAGGUCGUUAACGAAGUUGUACCUAAUCUUGAGGAGAACGGAUCGAGGCACGGAAACGAUGAAAUCGACGUCCGCAUGCUGGUACAUCAGAGCCAGGCCGGCUGCAUCAUCGGCAAGGGUGGAUUCAAGAUCAAGGAGCUCAGAGAGAAAACUGGUGCCAGGAUUAAAAUCUACUCCAACUGCUGUCCUCAAAGUACCGACAGACUCGUCAGCAUUUGCGGCAAGCCCAGUACCUGCGUCGACAGCAUCAGAGAGAUCAUUAGCCUCAUCAAGACCUCCCCGGUGAAGGGAAUCAACAACCCGUACGAUCCUCACAACUACGACGACUUUUACGCCGAGGAAUACGGUGGCUAUGGCGGCGGCGAUGGUCCCGGGGGGCAGAACAAAGGUGGCGGCUACGGGGGCCCGGGUGGUCGGGGCGGCGGCGGUGGCGGCGGUGGCGGCGGAGGCGGUGGAGGAAUGCCACGGAGAGAGGGUCGUGGGGGCGGCGGUGGUGUCGGGGGUGGAGGAGGCGGUGGCGGCGGAAUCGGCGGUCCACCCGAUAUGAAUCGCGGAUUUCCACCACAGCAAUCGCGGGGAGGACCACGAGGAGGCAACAUGUCUGGGCCACCUGAUCGCGGAUACGGAGGCGCUGCCCGGGGCGGCGGGGGUGGAGGUGGAGGCGGAGGCGGCGGGUAUGACGGAGGCCGCGGGGGCGGCGGCGGGUACGGCGGAAAUCGUGGAGGACCACCACCGUACGGUGGCGGAGGCGUUGGAAACUAUAACGAUAAUGGAUGGGGAAUGCAAGGAGGAGCUCCGAAUGGUAUGGGAGGUGCCGGUGGGGGAGGAAAUCCAGGAAUGGGUGGGCUACCUUUGGGAGGUAAUCAAGGAGGUAACCCAGGAGGUAACCUCGGGGGUGGCGGAGGUGGGAAGACCAGUACACAAGUCACCAUCCCCAAAGACCUUGCAGGAGCCAUUAUUGGUAAGGGUGGAGCGAGGAUCAGAAAAAUUAGGUCUGACAGUGGUGCAGGGAUUACUAUAGACGAGCCUCUACUUGGCAGCAAUGAUCGCAUAAUCACCAUUACUGGACUACCAAAUCAGAUACAGAUGGCACAGUAUCUGCUGCAACAGAGUGAUGGCAGCACAGCAACACACAGCAUUCGUCCAGCCCAAAAACCGCAUUUUUAAAACGUGCACGAGAAUUCAGACCACUAUUAGAACAGGAGGAGAAAAAAAACACGGGGGAGCCAAAGAUGCGUUUGUAACAUUUUUUAGAAAUAUUUGAAGAAAAUGAAACCUUACACUGAAAAUCCAGUAAGGAUCUUCCCAUCUUGGUCAGCAGAUUAUAGGCGGCCUAAACAUCAAGGGAUAUUUUUUCAGACCACUUUCAGUAGCCGAGACUUUGUAGAAUAUGUAACUGUACUUUUAGUCAGAGUUGGCAGGCUCCUGUACCGGUCGGUCAGCUAGAGUAAGACUUUUUUUGUUUCAUUUUUAUCAUGUCUUUUCCAUUCAGAAAAUGAGGUGGCCUCACGCAAGCAAUACGCGGUAACAAUGUUAUUACGGAUGACUAAAUGUUUAUUGGUCCAAUUUCGAAUCAUGGUUUUUUUUUCGUCAUCUCUUUUUAUGAAACUUAUUUUCGAAAUGGUAAGUAGGCUUGAAAUUUGACUAUGGAAUAUCCUAACAAUUUAUUACUAAGUAACGUAAGUCUACGAAUUAAUUUAGGGGGAAACCUAAGAGCUACUGUAUCAGUCUUAAACAAAAGAUCGGAAUCAUUCAGUUAGCACUUUACUGCGUAGCUUUUCAUGAGAAACCACUGUAGAGACCCUGAACCCUAGCCUAGCUGUAGCUCUUCCGCAAAUCAUAGAUCAUUUAUAUUUCAUUUUGACUCCGGUUAUUUUGUUUACAUAUAGUUUUUUUUUUUUUUUUUACCGUAUAUACAAAUAUAUUUAUGUAUAUACACACACACGUAUAUAUAUAUAUAAAUUAAAAAUUUUAGUAACCGUGGAAACAAAACGUUCAGAAUCAGUGAAUAAAUAUCGGGAAAAAAAUGAUAAUUUCGAAAAAAAAAAAGAAAAAUCAAAGACGAAUGCAAACUGAUGAAGAGCUUAGCAUUUUGUACAUAAAAUAAUCCUCCCACAACAUAACACCGCUGUCAUAUACACUCAGCCUGUACUUGCAUUAUCGAUAAUAAUAAUAAUUAUGCACUGUUAUAACUCAUCCCGAUAUAUACUAAUAAAAUUUUACUUAUAGUAAAUAUGUUAUUAUCAUUAAUCCAUCAAGACAACAUCAGUUUAUUUGUUACGAUAAUUUUACAUUUAGAAAGAUAGAUAAUAUAAUUUGUAACACUGGAAAUAUCGAGCUCCGAAAUGUUAUUACCGAGAUAAUUGAGCAGACCCGCGUUAAUUCAGACGUUGUCACAGGUACAGAUGUUGAAGGUAAAAUAUUGGUAAUUUUGUUUGAUCAUAUGGUUUCGAUAAUUAGAGGGUAUCUCCGGCUGUUAUCAGUAUCGAACGUGCUUUGACGUCAUUGCCCAUCUACUUGUCGAUUUUUUGAAUUCAUUUUACUUUCGAUUGUAGUCUUUACUCUGCGUUUGAAAUUUUGUCGAACUACCUAUACCAUUCUCUGAGGGGGAAAAAUGAACAUAAAGUUUCAAUGUUAAUUGACAAUUCCCAAACAAAUUUAACAAUCACAUAUCGUUAUCACUGGCCUGUAGUUUAUUAAAAUGUAAAAUUUACGUUGAUUUAACGACAUAAUUAAAAUCGUAUAACGAAAUGAAAUAAAAUAUUCAGAAAUUUCUUUGAUGAAAUUUACUGUGUACACUAACCAUAGCUUAAGAAUACAUAGGGCAUUGUAUCAUACAUAUAUUAUAAUAUACUGAGUAAUGAAAACAAGAUUGAACAGAACAGUUAGUAAAAAGUGACACAGAACAUUGAAAUAUACAAAGGUUUUUUAAAUUUUGAAUGAAGUGAGACUCCGUUUUAACUAUUGAAAAAAUUCAUAAGUAUCCAAAGUGUAAGAGUUAACUGGCAAGUUCGUUCAACAAUACGGCAUAUGAAUUUUUUGUGUUUGCCUUGGUAAUGAUAACGUACAUGAUAUCGUCACCAAUUACUUAUUAAGAGUGAUUUUGUUUUAGCGAGUAAUCUGAAACGGCUAACACAGACGUACGAGUAACUUAGAGCAAUCUGUUGCUCGGGAAAAUUUAUAAUUGUAAUAGCAUUCGCUUGAAUGGCACCUCGAUAAUAUUGAAAUCACUUGCGUUCAAAAGUACCUCCGUCUAACGUUUAAAAAUAUAUCUAAAUCCCCCAUUGGGUUAUCUGCACCAAUGCAAUAAAAUGAAAAUGUCUGUUAGCAGUAUGUUAAGUAAAUAGAAACUUCAAGCUUUUUUCUGCGAUGGAAUAAUACUUUUAGAAUUCGAAAAGCAUUAAAGAUAUAGGUUUGUAGAUUGUGCUUAUACAUUUCAUCAGUUUACAAUGGAUGUUUGAACAAAAUGAUUUAACACUUCGUGAAAAAAGCUUGAAUUCGGAAUUGCUUCAUCCUCGUUUCCAUCGCCAUUGUCAGUCAAAUCAUAAUCAGUUGCAUUUCAUUUCUGUGAAUACCACACCUAACUUGGAUGCAAUGAAGUGUAAUAUACAGUUUAUAUCAAGUGUAUCGAAUAAUUUUUAUUUGUCAGAUAAUAAAAGUUAGUACAAAGGA